Messenger RNA from Rhopalosiphum maidis (corn leaf aphid), 1303 nucleotides. RefSeq names its product alpha-soluble NSF attachment protein-like. Gene Ontology annotation, biological process: intracellular protein transport; SNARE complex disassembly. The transcript is spliced from 5 exons. Gene Ontology annotation, molecular function: syntaxin binding; soluble NSF attachment protein activity. Gene Ontology annotation, cellular component: vacuolar membrane; SNARE complex. NCBI's taxonomy places the organism in Eukaryota, Metazoa, Arthropoda, Insecta, Hemiptera, Aphididae. The record is from RefSeq and is a predicted model, not a curated record. The coding region runs from base 302 to 1180 and encodes 292 amino acids.
UAUCAAUAUUAGUCCAAGACAGUCAGCUGAAGUGAGUCAGUGUCUGCUCGGUGAAUUGUGGUCCGCUUUAUUUUGUCGUCGUUUCGACGUUUCGUAACAACUAAUAGCCACAAAGCGAUCGAUUUGUUUUUCAGAAUUGUACGUUACGUGAACUGCGCUGUGGUGAAAAAACGUGCGAUUAAAAAGAAAUAUCAAUUGCUGAUUGCCUUUGUGCAAAACAUAAUUAAUAUAACAAAAAAGUCGUUGGACGACUGUGCUUUUUAAGUUUUUUUCAAUUUUGUCUGACCGUCCGAUAGUCGACAUGUCAAGCAACGAGGAAAAAGCCAUGGCCCUGUUAACCGAAGCGGAUAAGAAACUCAACUCGUCGAAAGGAUUGUUUUCUUCGUUAUUUGGGAAUGUUUCUAAGGUAGAAGAUGCAAUUGAUUGUUACCAACGUGCUGCAAAUUUAUUUAAGAUGGCAAAAAAGUGGUCGCAAGCUGGUCGAGCAUUUAUUUUGGCUGCUGAUCUCAACGCUAAAUCAGGCCGUAAACAUGAUGCUGCUACAAAUUAUGUGGACUCUGCAAACUGCUUUAAAAAAACUGAUCCAAAUGAAGCUGCAGUAUGUUUGGAAAAAGCAAUUGAUAUCUAUACAGAUAUGGGUCGUUUUACAAUGGCUGCGAAACAACAUCAAAAUAUAGCUGAAAUGUAUGAGACUGAAGCUGUUGAUCUAGAACGUGCUAUAACCAAUUAUGAAAAGGCCUCAGAUUAUUUUAUGGCUGAAGAAAGUAAGAGUUCAGCUAACAAAUGCAAACUUAAGGUGGCACAGUAUGCUGCUCAACUGGAAGACUAUGACCGAGCCAUUCAGAUAUACGAAGAGGUUGCUGGAACAUCAUUGGACAGUUCUUUGUUGAAGUAUAGUGCAAAAGAAUAUUACUUCCGAGCAGCUUUAUGUCAUUUGUGUGUUGACGUACUUAAUGCUCAACUGGCCAUGAAUCAAUACACUGAACGAUACCCGGCAUUCCAAGAUAGUAGAGAAUACAAAUUAUUACAGGUGUUGUUAAACCACAUUCAAGAGCAAAAUGCUGAUGGUUUCACUGAAGCUGUUAAAGAUUACGAUUCCAUAUCGCGGUUGGACCAAUGGUACACAACAAUAUUACUGCGUAUUAAGAAACUGGUGAAUGACACUCCUGAUUUGCGCUAAUUUUGUUUAUGAAUAAGUACAUAUUUUUAAAUUCCUUAAUUUAUAAAACAACUCUCAUAGAUAACAUCAACAACAACAACAACAAAAAAAAGAAAAGAAAAUGUAUACUGUAUAUAUUUGAAA